Molecule: messenger RNA, 1598 nt
Organism: Lytechinus variegatus (green sea urchin)
Lineage: Eukaryota; Metazoa; Echinodermata; Echinoidea; Temnopleuroida; Toxopneustidae
Product: sulfotransferase 1C2A-like
Exons: 7
Coding region: 514-1503 (329 amino acids)
Biological process (GO): sulfation
Cellular component (GO): cytoplasm
Molecular function (GO): sulfotransferase activity
Source: RefSeq, a predicted model, not a curated record
UUCAGCUCGCGCUUUGCGCUCGCAUUAUUUGAUUGUAGAAUUAAGUUUUGUAUUUAUGGGUAACUGCAAACAGUUCUUAACCUGUCCAUUUUCAGGCCCAAAACAUAUAUUUUUAAAAAGAAUCAUGCUUGCGCUUCGCGCUCGCAGUAAUUAUUUAGUUACAAACGCAUCUUCUUCAGGACCACAAAUACUACUCAGAAUGUUAAACGUUUUAGCGAAUCAUUAUCUUAAGUUUUAGACGUAAAUAACCGUUCCACGGCGAAUAACUUUUGCUACCUUCAGUUUUGACUUAAAAAUACCUAUAUUCAGAUAGAAUAUUGAUGGCAUCAUCAAGAAUUAAGAAUGAAAUCUAAUCACAGCCAUAAAUUGUUGAUAAAAAAUGUUAAUUACAGAGAGAGAGAGAGGGGGGAUCAGUCACAUGAUCAACCGGUAAAUAAUAUCAUCAACCGAUGUGCAUAUGUUUACUGAGUGCUUCAAGAUUAAAAUCAAGCUGGAUGCUGCUAAAUCAGAGAUAUGGCUGAAAUAAAAGAUGCUGUUGAGUGUUGGACCGGGGAGAUGUCGGCCCUCCUCGCCAAGUCCCCGGCGCAUGCCGCCAAACUCUGCCACGAAUACGAGAAUGUUGUCAUGGUAUACUACAUUCCAAAGAAAGGCAUCGAGCAGACAAAACGAUUCAAAGUUCGUCCGGACGAUGUGUAUAUCAUCAGUUAUCCCAAAGUAGGAACUACGUGGCUCCAGCAGAUUGCAAUGUUGGUAAGGCUUGAAGGGGAUCUCUCAUUCUACGAAGGAAAGCAUAUCAUCACGAUGGUUCCUUUCUUGGAAAUUUGCACUUUACCGGACAUGACCGCGUACAAAGACAAGGAAGAGAUAAUGUCUGGACCGACAGGUGUUGAAAUGGCAGACGCUAUGCCAACCAAUACACCUCGGAUACUAAAAACACACGUGGUCCCAAGAUGGCUCCCUGACGGACUCAAAGAUAAUCCUCCAGCGAAGGUGCUGUACAUGGCUAGGAACCCAAAGGAUACGGCUGUUUCUGGCUAUCAUUUCUGUCAACUGGUCAAGCCACUUCCGACGUAUACGUGGCAUGAAUUCUUUGAGGAGUUCAUCGCAGAUAGAGCUUUUUACGGUUCUUGGUUCGAGCACACGCUUUACUGGUGGAAGCUCAGGAAUCAUCCCAAUGUUCUCUUUCUCAAGUAUGAAGACAUGAAACAAGACCCGAGGAAAGCCGUGAUUCAGAUCGCACAGUUCAUGGGGAAAUCUUUACCAAACGACAUCAUUGACCGUAUCGUCGAAGCAUCAAGUUUCAAGUUCAUGAAGAGUAAUGAGAGCAUGAACCCAGAUGUCGCUUUCAACAAGCUUGUGGACCUCACAAAGGAGAAGUCAUUCAUGCGAAAAGGUAUGGUUGGAGAUUGGAAGAAUUACUUCACAGAAGAUCAAAAUCAUCGAUUUGAUAAACUCUACGAGGAAAAAAUGUCCGGAUCUGGACUUGAAUUUAGAUUCGAAUGAUAAUCAUCACCACGAAUAUUAAUAUCUUGACUUUCUAGAUAAUUGUAGGUAAUAAGUAAAGCUACUGGAAAUAGCAUUGCUUUAUGCUAUAAAAA